AUGGGAGGCGUUGAUUUAGCGGACAUGUUAGUAUCGUUAUAUAGAACUGGCAUUAAAUCACACCGGUUAAUUGUAGGACUUACUGGAUCAAAUAAUGAUAUAGUUCCAAGCAGAAAACAGUUAUCAAAACAAUUAGAUUUAAAAUAUGAACUAUACGUUUCAAUGUUAACCAAUUUAGUUGCAAAACAUGACUAUAUUUGUGCAACAGCCGAUAAAUGGAGUGCCAAUAAUCGAAGUUACAUGGGAAUGACUUGUCUCCUUCAAAUGUUAAAUAAUUAUCCUGUAGUUAAAAAAAUAUUUUUGAAGUACAACACAACCCUUCCAUCAUCAGCACCUGUAGAAAGAUUAUUUAGUGGUACUAUUCAAGUUUUGACAUCAAGGAGAAAUCGUCUUG
Messenger RNA from Melanaphis sacchari, 394 nucleotides. RefSeq lists its product as uncharacterized. Lineage: Eukaryota; Metazoa; Arthropoda; Insecta; Hemiptera; Aphididae. The transcript has 5 exons. The record is from RefSeq and is a predicted model, not a curated record. The annotation marks the transcript as partial.